This is a messenger RNA of Closterium sp. Naga37s-1, 173 nucleotides long. Lineage: Eukaryota; Viridiplantae; Streptophyta; Zygnematophyceae; Desmidiales; Closteriaceae. The record is from the annotation of a GenBank genome assembly.
GCCUGUCAAGGCAACGUAUUCACCGCAGUCAGUUGGCUGCAAUCUCACCACGUGUCACAAGGAUUGUGGAGCUGCUGAGUGCGUUGUGAAGGACGGCCAGCAGCAGUGCCAGUGCCCCGAGGGCCUCGUCUUCAACGCAGCCAAGAAGCUCUGCCGCGACCCGUUUCCUACUC